AUGACGGCGACGUGCAUCCAACAGCCCGCUCGCACCAACAAUUCGGCCAGUCAAGCGAGCCUUGUUGCCCUACCUGGCUGCAUGCUGCUGCGGGUCUUGUUUUGGGGCCUCGAAGGAGAAAUUUGGAACGGCGCCGAAGUUUUUUCUUAUGCACACUUGCAUCGUCGGCCCCAUUUGCCCCUUCAUCAUUGUGCAUGGUGGCACCGCGCAAUCCUUGUCUUGCCCUCUGCGGCCUUGUCUCACCCAUCCUCUUUCAUGGCCAAAUGA
This is a messenger RNA of Plenodomus lingam JN3, 267 nucleotides long. Lineage: Eukaryota; Fungi; Ascomycota; Dothideomycetes; Pleosporales; Leptosphaeriaceae. The record is from RefSeq and is a predicted model, not a curated record.